AUGACUAAUACAACCGCAAAAGGUGGCUCGGCGAAAGCCAACAAAAAAGUGGUUCAGAAACAAAAAUAUAUAAUUGACGCUUCGGGCCCCUCCCGAGACAAAAUUUUUGACUCUUCGGCUUUUGAAAAAUUUCUUCAUGAUAGAGUAAAAAUUAAUGGUCGUGUGGGCCAAUUAGGAGAGGUUGUUACUAUAUCUCGCAGCGAUGAUCACAAGAUUACAGUUACCACCAAUAGUCAUGUUUUUUCUAAACGAUAUAUGAAAUAUCUUACCAAGAAAUUCAUGAAAAAGCAUCGUAUUCGAGAUUGGUUACGUGUAGUUGCUACAGAUCCGUCAAAUCCUUUAUCUUUUGAUAAUUCAAUCCUUGAUGACCCUGAUAGGAUUACCGAAAAAGUUCGAAAAGAAUCGAAAAACGUAUACAAUAGAUUAAAAUCAAUCGCCGAAGAUGCCUGCUUUGUUAAUGAAAUAUCGGACUUGAUACCAUACUUACCCGUCAUAGCAAAUGAGAGGUGUGGUACCUGGUAUGUUGAUCCAGAAAAAUUCUGUCCACAAACGGUCUAUUUCAAAUCCACCGAUGGUCAUACCGGAAAAUGGGCGUUCAACCUACGCAGGUUAAACGCUCAUCUCUUUAAUAUCAUCGCAAAACAUGGUGGAUGUAUAAUAGUGGAUUCGACACGCAGUGGAAAAAGGAUUCCCGAUUCUCAAUCAAAGACGAUACCAAUUUGGUGUUGUACCAUCAAUAACGCGAUCAAGAAAUUUCGGGAUUCUGUUACAUCCGAUGAGGAUAUAUCGGAAUCAGAAUGGGACACGGAAUUUCAUUCACUUCCAUCAUUAAUCUCAAAAUCCGAACAUGAUCAAAUCGUUUCGUUAAUACCACAAUUCACCCAAAAUCUUCUCAAUUCCGGUUUUGACAUGAGAUUACUUUCAAACAAGUUAAGAAAACCCCUUCGACCACUUUGGUUUACCCCAUCAUCACAUUUAUUUGUACACGGUUUACCAGAUUACACCAAAAUGUCAUUUCAUCCCGUAAUCAGUUUAUGCGCGUCACAAAUGGUUAAAUCUGGAGUCGAAAGAAGGAAAGGAUUUCUUUACGUACAAGGGUCAGCCGAUGAUCAUGAAAUGUGGGCGAGGGGAUUGACUUCUGCUUUGUUUUGGAAAUAUCAUAAGGAAAUCUUGAAUGAAAAUAAUUCUGUUAAAUGUGAAAAAAUCGUUUUGGGCAUUAUCCAACAAGAAAGGAUUGCAAAUUCCGAAUUAUUAAAAUCAAAUCAUUCGGACCUCUCAAAUGAUCCGUUUAAUUUUAUAGGAAACACAAAUAUCGCAAUUGGAAACUUUAAAAGUGCAUUUCCACCUGAAUGCUGGAAGAAUUUCGAUUGCAUCAUAAACUGUACACCUGAAUCAUACACCUCUAAUGAAGCGUCACCAAAUUAUUUACAAUUACCAAUACCUGAAGGAAAGAAAGGACAAACCAUUUUUUAUUCAAGCAUUUCUAUUGCCUUAGAAUUUAUUAGAGAAUCAUUGGAAGAAAAAAAGAAAAUUUUGAUUCAUUGUAAACAGGGUAUUGAUAGAAGUUGUGGAAUUGCAUUGGCCGUUUUGAUAAAAUAUUUUGAUGACCAAGGAAAUUUUAUUAGGAAUGGAAUAGACCAUCAAAACAUUACUAAAGAACUUGUUCAAAAUAAACUUUUAUAUAUUACAUCUUUUAGAGUAAAGGCGAAUCCGACGAGAGCAACAUUGAAAAAGAUUAAUACGUAUUUUAUGAGUUAG
Funneliformis geosporum is the source of this 1758-nucleotide messenger RNA. Lineage: Eukaryota; Fungi; Glomeromycota; Glomeromycetes; Glomerales; Glomeraceae. The record is from the annotation of a GenBank genome assembly.